Messenger RNA from Racocetra fulgida, 657 nucleotides. Lineage: Eukaryota; Fungi; Glomeromycota; Glomeromycetes; Diversisporales; Gigasporaceae. The record is from the annotation of a GenBank genome assembly.
AUGACUAGUUGGAAUAAGGGCAUGACAGGUGUUUGUUUACAGAAACAAAAAAGUUUCAUUCUAAAUCACAUAAAUCCUCGUCCUUAUAAUUUUUAUGAGAGGUUUAAUUAUCGUAAUCGUUCAAAUGCUUAUGAACUGCGACUAAACCAGGCUUUGCAAGAAGCUCCACAAUCAGAAAAAUUAUUAAAUUUAAAAAGAGGCUGGGAAAUGUGCGAAUACAAUAACGACUGGGUUUGUUAUGAGGAUGAGAAAAAUAUCCGGAAAACCGAUAAGGAAACUCAAGGCACACGUUGCAUUAAUGAAACUUUGGACGAAAGGCUGAACAUUAAAAAACCAUCUGACAAAUUGGUAUCAUCUUCUAAAGAUCAUGGUGGAGCUUCAAAGAAAACCACCAAUAGACAAUUUAAAAACCAAAUUGGUAACAUUGAUAAUAAGGAGAAUGAGGAGGAUGGUAGUGAAACUGAAGAAGUUAACGAAGCCAAACGUCUUGCAACCGAAGAACCAACCCGAAUGAAUAUAAUACUUCGUAUCCGUCAAGAAGAUGGUGCUUCAAUCAAGAAAAAGGAGCCUUCAACCAAUAUAACCAAGUACAAUAUAGAAGAGUCAAUACCUGUCGAGGAAUGCGAAGAAAUGGAUUAUGUAAAAACAAUAAAGUAA